UCCAAGCUCUUAAAUUAAUCUUCUCUGAACUGCAAUGUUUAAGCCAUCAUUCUUUGUUGGCUGCGGUAUGUGAUCCCCUGCUGGCCUGUCAGAAUCUGUGAAUAUUAGCUGAAAUGCAAAUAUGCAGGUGUGUAAGAGAUUCUCUUUCUGUUUUCAGAAGAUGAGAACUGAUACGAUAGACAACAACACCACCAAAUCUAGUGCCCCCCUCCUAGCAAACCGAUACACAAGGAUGGUCACCAAAGAUGGACACAGUACAUUCCAUAUGGAUGGAGCUCAAGGAAAAGGUCUGGCUUACUUGAGAGAUGCCUGGGGAAUACUAAUGGACAUGCGCUGGCGAUGGAUGAUGCUGGUUUUUUCAGCUUCUUUUGUCCUCCACUGGUUAGUCUUUGCAGUACUUUGGUACCUACUGGCGGAGAUGAAUGGGGACCUGGAACUGGAUCAUGAUGCCCCACCUGACAACCACACCAUUUGCGUUAAGUACAUCACCAGCUUUACAGCUGCCUUCUCUUUCUCACUGGAAACACAACUCACUAUUGGCUAUGGCACCAUGUUCCCAAGUGGGGACUGUCCUAGUGCUAUUGCCCUACUUGCCAUACAGAUGGUCCUGGGGCUCAUGUUAGAGGCCUUCAUCACAGGUGCUUUUGUGGCAAAGAUCGCCCGUCCAAAGAAUCGAGCAUUCUCCAUCCGUUUUACUCAUUCCGCAGUAGUGGCGCACACAGAAGGCAAGCCAUACCUUAUGUUCCAGGUGGCUAAUACUCGUCCCAGUCCACUCACCAGCGUUCGGGUCUCUGCAAUUGUUUACCAAGAAACAGAUAAUGGUCAGCUGCACCAAACCAGUGUCGAUUUCCAUCUGGACAGUAUCACAUCUGAAGAAUGUCCAUUCUUCACCUUUCCACUGACCUACUAUCAUUCCAUCACUCCAUCGAGUCCUCUAGCUGGUCUCCUCCAGCGGGAAGCUCCUCGCCAUUUUGAGCUAGUGAUCUUCCUCUCAGCCAUGCAGGAAGGUACAGGAGAAACAUGUCAGAGGAGGACAUCCUACCUCCCGUCAGAGAUCAUCAUGCACCACUGCUUUGCCUCCAUGCUAGCACGAGGAACCAAAGGGGAAUAUCAGAUCAAGAUGGAAAAUUUUGACAAGACUAUUCCAGAGUUCCCACCUGCAGCAGACUCUAAGAACCCAAAAAGGACUGACCAGGAAAUCCGCAUCAACGGACAGCUUACUGAGAGCUUCCAGAUCUGUGAGACUGGUCUAACAGAAUAGACUAUGGACUUGGCAAAACAUUUUUUUUUAAUUCCAUUAAACUUCCAGGUUCCAUUUCCAGCCUUCCUUCCUUUAAUUCCAUCCUGCCAUUUUCUCUUGUGCUCUUCUCUUUCCUUUUUCUCCAUCUGUUUUGACUCCAGCAUGGUGUGCAGAGUUGAGCAUAAUGUGCCCAUGUAAACUGAGAAGAGGCUGGAUUAAUUGCACAGAACAGAAAGUCAGGGACCAAGUACACGUUCUGGGAAAAUGGAAGUGCUACCUGCUGAAUUCACUAGACUAUGAGUAAAACUGCACUGACCCUGAAACAAGAGACUUUCAGACUCUCACAGCUGACCAAAAACCUAAUUAACUGGUAUGCAGCAAAGCAGACAGCAACAAUACAAGACAAGACUGCACUGAAAAUCCUACUGAGGUUAUUCAGUUAAAACACACUAGCUCUGGGAUCAGCAGUGAAAUAGUUCCAAGAUUCGUAUAUCCCUUUUAAUGCUAACCCUCUGCGUACAGUGUUAUAUAAGCUUUCAAAUGGCUGAACAACCUAUUAAAAACUCAUUGCCAGUUUUUACUGUGGCAGUGAAAUGCAUUCAUGCUACGCUCAUUUAUUGUGUGAAAAUGUAAGAACUGACUGCAUUUUAUUGGCUAAGAAAGGGCUUAUUAUUGCUAGGCAGGCUUGUGAAGACAGAGAGUGUCAAAAAUCCUGGAGUAUAUGAAAAAGCAUGAUGCAGUAGGGAUAUUUUCAUACUUGGAAACAUUUAAUAAAUUAUUUUAGCAGUAGAAAA
Gavialis gangeticus (Gharial) is the source of this 2034-nucleotide messenger RNA. RefSeq names its product potassium voltage-gated channel subfamily J member 13 (gene KCNJ13). Gene Ontology annotation, biological process: regulation of monoatomic ion transmembrane transport; potassium ion import across plasma membrane. The coding region runs from base 122 to 1261 and encodes 379 amino acids. NCBI's taxonomy places the organism in Eukaryota, Metazoa, Chordata, Crocodylia, Gavialidae. Gene Ontology annotation, cellular component: plasma membrane. The transcript has 2 exons. The record is from RefSeq and is a predicted model, not a curated record. Gene Ontology annotation, molecular function: inward rectifier potassium channel activity.